AUGCUUCGCACUCACGUCAAGUCCGAGGACAUCGAGCCAUCUCUCCCUACGCCAUCUCCUUCGCCACCGAGGUCCAGUCGACGUCUGCCGACACGCCGCGAUCCCGCCGACCUGAAGGAGCAGCACGUCGCGAAGGCUCGAGCAGCCGCAGAACGAGUUCGUCUCGAGCAUCUGGCUCAGGCGUUGCAAUCGCCUAGCACAGGCGUCAAGGCCGAGGAGGGGGACGUAGGGGAACAGAGCGGCAUGCAGCGGUACUCGUACAUGGUGGAGCACGAGGAGGAUGGGCGCAAGGUAUCCAAGCGAGUGACGGUCAUCGUUCCUGCGGCGACACCUCCUCCAUCUUCCACGCUCGAUAAGGUCACGUCUGGCCUGGCCUUCCUCCCUCCGCCCGCAUCCUAUCCCUCGCCCUUCCCUCGCGCACCUCCAGCUCGCUGCAUUCCGCUUCCGUCCCUUCAUCGUCUCUCCCUCGCACCUCCGCAAGCUCCAGUCCCCCUCUUUCACUCUCAUGCGCGGAAGCGGCCACUAGCCGUAUCGAACAACCAGCUCGAGCAACGACGACCAGCUUUCACUCUCCCACACCAAUCUCCCGUCCCAUCGACUCUCUCGCGAACGGCAAUGUGGGCGCAGGAUCAGCAGCGACGACUGGCGGGUAUCUCGGAUGACGCGGGCGAGCGGCAAGAGCGAAGGCGGGGGGACGACGAUGCGGAAAGGGAGGUCAAGAGGGCGAGGUUGACGCUGAGCGAGCGGCGGGGCGGCAGGAGGUUCGCCCCUCUGUGCUUGGUGUAA
This is a messenger RNA of Rhodotorula toruloides NP11, 786 nucleotides long. RefSeq lists its product as uncharacterized. The record is from RefSeq and is a predicted model, not a curated record. Lineage: Eukaryota; Fungi; Basidiomycota; Microbotryomycetes; Sporidiobolales; Sporidiobolaceae. The transcript has 3 exons. The coding region runs from base 1 to 786 and encodes 261 amino acids.